Molecule: messenger RNA, 1338 nt
Organism: Camellia sinensis
Lineage: Eukaryota; Viridiplantae; Streptophyta; Magnoliopsida; Ericales; Theaceae
Source: RefSeq, a predicted model, not a curated record
AUGACGUGGACAAAGAAUAGACAAGGUAUAGCUAACACCAUGGAAAGACUUGAUCGUGCUCUGUGCAAUGCGGAAUGGAGGACCAUGUUCCCCGAAGCCACAUUUAGAGUUCUUCCUAGAACUUAUUCUGGUCACUCCCCUCUUGUCAUCUACACCCAAGCCCCUGGAACUGAUGGUAUCCAGGCAAUCUUCUAUCAUAACUAUUGGAGUAUUGUUGGUAAGUCUGUGUAUGUGCUUGUUAAUGCUUGCUUUCGCAACAAAUCUGUCCUUGAAUCUGUUAUUGAAACUCUCAUUGUUUUUAUCCCUAAAGUUAGACCUCUCCUUGACAGCUUGGUGAGCCCCAACCAAAGUAGUUUUAUUCCGGGUAGAAAUACUAUUGAUAACAUCAUCAUUACCCAUGAGAUUCUUCAUACUUUGAGGCAUAAAAAAGGCAAUGAGGGAGGUAUGAUUUUUAAAAUCGAUUUGGAAAAAGCCUAUGAUAAACUGUCUUGGGAUUUUAUUAGAGACACAUUAGUGGAGUUUAAUAUGAAUGACAAUUGGAUCAAUCUCAUCAUGAGCUAUGUCUCUAACUGCAAAUCGACUAUCCUAUGGAAUAGAGAGAUACUGGAAGGAAUUAAGAAUGAGAGACGCUUGAGACAGGAUGACCCACACCUCUUUGUUCUUUCUAUGGAAAGACUAUCCAAUAUGAUUAGUUCCAAUGUAGAAGGUGGCCAGUGGAAAGGGAUUAAGGCAACUCGCACUAGCCCACCCAUCUCUCACUUAUUCUUUGCUGAUGACCUUAUUUUAUUUGCCAAAGCUUAUCUCUCCAACUGUGAUACUAUUAUGUCAGUUCUCUCUAAAUUUUGUGCAGUCGCUGGGCAAAAAAUCAAUCACUCUAAGUCCAAACUUUUUGUCUUCCCCAAUUUAGCCCGUAACAAAGCCUUAUCCCUUAGCUUCUAUAGUGACAUCCCUUUAACCCAAAACCUUGGUAAAUAUUUGGGUUCUCCUAUGAUUCAUGGUACAGUCAAUAGAAACAUGUUUAGGGAAACUUUAAAGAAACUUAAAAAUAGGCUGUCAGGUUGGAAGGCUAGAACCUUCUCCCUAGCUUGUAGAACCACACUUAUUCAAUAUGUCACCUCUGCUAUACCCAGUUACAACAUGCAGACCAUGGAAAUUCCUAGAAGGGUCUGUGAUGAAAUGGAUAGACUGAAUUGUAAUUUCCUAUGGGGUGACACUGAUUCUAGGAAAAAAGUUCACCUAGUUAACUGGGAGAGUGUUUGUAUUAGUAAGGCUAAAGGAGGACUAGGUAUUAGAAAAGCAAGAGAUCAGAAUGCUGCUUUAUUGACUAAACUUGGAUGA